AUGCAGACGCUCCUGCCAGCAGCUGGAGCUGGCCGAGGCGUGACGAUUCAUGCAGACGCUCCUGCCAGAAGCUGGGCCGAGGCGUCACGAUUCAUGCAGACGCUCCUGCCAGCAGCUGGGCCGAGGCGUCACGAUUCAUGCAGACGCUCCUGCCAGCAGCUGGAGCUGGCCGAGGCGUCACGAUUCAUGCAGACGCUCCUGCCAGCAGCUGGCCGAGGCGUCACGAUUCAUGCAGACGCUCCUGCCAGCAGCUGGAGCUGGCCGAGGCGUCACGAUUCAUGCAGACGCUCCUGCCAGCAGCUGGAGCUGGCCGAGGCGUCACGAUUCAUGCAGACGCUCCUGCCAGCAGCUGGAGCUGGCCGAGGCGUCACGAUUCAUGCAGACGCUCCUGCCAGCAGCUGGAGCUGGCCGAGGCGUGACGAUUCAUGCAGACGCUCCUGCCAGCAGCUGGAGCUGGCCGAGGCGUCACGAUUCAUGCAGACGCUCCUGCCAGCAGCUGGAGCUGGCCGAGGCGUGACGAUUCAUGCAGACGCUCCUGCCAGAAGCUGGGCCGAGGCGUCACGAUUCAUGCAGACGCUCCUGCCAGCAGCUGGGGCCGAGGCGUCACGAUUCAUGCAGACGCUCCUGCCAGCAGCUGGGCCGAGGCGUCACGAUUCAUGCAGACGCUCCUGCCAGCAGCUGGAGCUGGCCGAGGCGUCACGAUUCAUGCAGACGCUCCUGCCAGCAGCUGGGCCGAGGCGUCACGAUUCAUGCAGACGCUCCUGCCAGCAGCUGGGAAACACCAACAUCUCUGCUGAGUUACCGAGACGCCACAAACAUAUCAAUUCCGUCUGA
This is a messenger RNA of Knipowitschia caucasica, 834 nucleotides long. The record is from the annotation of a GenBank genome assembly. Lineage: Eukaryota; Metazoa; Chordata; Actinopteri; Gobiiformes; Gobiidae.